AUUUCCGUAUCAUUAACGAUUAUUUAUGACAUGAUCGAUCAUGAUUGUGUCACGACUAUCGAACUUCCAACCAACAGCCGCGAUUUCGCACUUUACAGCACUACCCGCGGACUACUUUAAACCUCUAUUACAAUUAUUGCUCAUAAGCUGUUUAAAUGGCUCCAGAUGAGUUGGAAAGCCAGGUCAAGAGGGCAGAGUCGCCGCCCUGCUGCAGUGCAUCGAUCAUCAGAAGCCAAAACAUUACGUCGGGAAAUGAUUCUGAUCAGGAUUGUGAUUACACCCACAGUAUCCUAAGUGGUGAGGUAAUCUGCCAGUUGGACUGUUCUGAUGAAAUCAGGAAUCAGCAGCAGACUGAAGUCAAUAAUCAGGAAAUUGACUUAUCCAGCGAAUAUGCUGACGAUCAGGAUGUAAUAUUUAUAAGCGAGAAGGAAUAUUUAGAAAAGAAGGCGCAAAUCGACGCGUUAGUCCAGGAAAUGCUGGCUUUAGAACAGCGUCAGCGACAGUUCGAGGAAAGUCCAGCCAGUAGCGAGGAGCUACAAUGUGUCAGAAUGCAGUUGGAUAAGUUUAACUCUACUUUGGAGUCAUUGGGGGAGUUCCUGGACACUUUGCGCGUAAAGAGAGAUGCUCAGCUAGCUACAAUCAACUUGGAAACCGAGAACAACGAAGAAAUCGAGCAUCCACGCUGGUCCAAUCUAUAUUCCGGCUUGAGCCGCCAUCGCCACAAGGGCAAUCACACUUCGGCCGAGUUCUACCAGCAUAAAACGAAUAUAAUCGAUAGCUUGAAGACCAUAUAUGAGCCCAUAGGGCCAACGCCCACUGCCGACGACCUGGGGGAGCAGCCUACCGACUUGACGGUUCGUUUGAUGAAACAUCAGUGCCAUAGUCUGAAAUGGAUGCAAUUUCGUGAGCGACAGAAAAUAUGCGGUGGUAUCCUGGCGGACGACAUGGGACUCGGCAAGACUUUGAGCAUGAUUGCCUUGGUUUUGGCUUCAGAAGAAAAGAAGCUGAAAAAACGAGCAGACAUGAAGCGGGCUUUGGAAGCUAAGUGGACCGAAGAAUUCCAUCGAUUGAAGGUUAAAACAAAUCUGAAAUUCCGCAUGUUCGAUGAUGAAUCUUCUUCAGAGGAAGAGGAUAAUUACGAGCCACCGAUUAAGCGUGUGUGUGACAUUCCCGAAGCGGAGAUUUCAGAGUCCGAUGACGAGAUCUACGUGGGAAACACUCUAUAUCCAAAGGCUGCCACAUUGGUGGUUUGCCCAAUGAGCGUAAUGUGCCAAUGGGCCCAGGAAGUAGCUACCAAGGUAGCACUGAAUGCCAUUAAGACUUUGACCUUUCACGGUCCGAAUCGCCGAGACAUUGGGAUCGACUUAAUCAAAAGCCACGAUAUGGUGAUAACCUCUUACCAUACUGUGGCGAGUGAGUACAAGAGAUACGGAAAUGCCUCUGUGCUCUUUGCAGUUCACUGGAACCGUGUGAUCCUCGACGAGGCUCACGUCAUCAGAAAUGUAAAGACUAGUAGCUGCGUUUCCGUCUGCAAGCUAAGAGCACGCUGCCGUUGGGCCUUAACUGGCACUCCUGUCCAAAAUCGGGCGAUCGAUGUGUUUGCUUUAAUGCAAUUUUUGGGCGUGCCCAAUUUUCGAGACCUUCAGCAAUGGCGGAAAAAUUUAAAUGAAGGAAUGGCAGCCCACCGCAGGCUAAACUUCUUCAUCAAGCCCCUAAUGAUGCGCAGGACGAAGCAGCAGCUCCAGGCCAGUGGCGACAUCCCCGCACUGCCUGUUUUGCAUACCGAGUUGAUCUGCGUGGUGCUAUCUGAGCCGGAAAUGGCGGUUUAUCAAAUCCUGUCCGCUCUGUCACAAAAGAUCUUUGCUCAGUUUCUGCAGCAACGCGAGCUGGGCAAUAGCGAUUUGAACUACUACUCGUUGAACGAGACACCGCAGUUUAUCAAGAACACAUUUGACGCCAAGUAUACUGAAAUCUACAAUAUAUUUCUGCGAUCGCUUGGUUACAAUCCCCGGGAUAAACUAAAGGGUAUCGUCAUCCUGGUUCUCCUGUUGCGCUUGCGACAGUUUUGUUGCCACCCGGGUUUAAUGAUUGGGAUGCUGUGUGGUUCGAUGACCGAUGAAGAUGUGCAGAACGUGAAAGUCGAUGUUGAAGAUUUGGAUGGACCCUUGAAAAUGGAUGUCCUCGCCGAAUUGGACAAGUAUCAUACCGAAGACGAUGCCAUUGAUUUUGAAGAACCAAAAAUACCAAACGUUAAACUGGGAGACGUUAAAAAUGAGAAAGAGCCAUGGAAUAAUCUAAAGGAAGAGAAAUAUUGGUGGGAAGAUAAUGAUGGUCUGCCCUCGGGCCACCAUUCUUCUGCUCCGUUGAGUGGUGCCAGGGCUCUUAAGCUACUUAGUCCCCUAAAUCCCAUCUUUGAAUUUAAGCGGCCCUCCGCCAAACUAAAACUUGUUAUUGACAAAAUUCAGGAAAUACUCACCAGCACCUGUGAUAAGAUCAUCGUCGUUUCACAAUGGGUGACCUAUUUGGCCAUCAUUCGAGAGUAUUUGCAGGAUAUGUCAUGGGAGACGCUUAACUUUACGGGUCAGCUAAGCGCCAAGGACCGCGAGGAAGUUCUUCGCGAUUUCAACAUUGUUACCAACGAGAAGCGGGUGCUGCUACUGUCCCUCACCGCUGGCGGUGUGGGAUUAAAUCUCAACGUGGCCAAUCAUUUGUUGUUGAUCGACCUACAUUGGAAUCCACAGCUUGAGCGACAGGCUCAAGAUCGUAUUUACCGAUACGGUCAGAAGAAGCCCACCUAUAUUUACCGCUUUAUGUGUAUGGACACAGUGGAGCAACGCAUAAAGGCUUUGCAGGAUUACAAGCUAGAGAUCGCCAAAGUGGUCUUGCCCAAAGAAGGUGGAGUGUCGUCACACAGUGGCGGUGGUCUCAACCUCGCUGAGCUCAAGAAACUAUUCUCAAUGUAAACGACAAAAUUCU
Messenger RNA from Drosophila serrata, 2976 nucleotides. Its product is annotated as transcription termination factor 2. Gene Ontology annotation, biological process: DNA repair. Gene Ontology annotation, cellular component: nucleus. The record is from RefSeq and is a predicted model, not a curated record. Lineage: Eukaryota; Metazoa; Arthropoda; Insecta; Diptera; Drosophilidae. Gene Ontology annotation, molecular function: ATP binding; ATP-dependent activity, acting on DNA.